Micropterus dolomieu (smallmouth bass) is the source of this 3201-nucleotide messenger RNA. Its product is annotated as UPF0606 protein KIAA1549L-like. Bases 1 to 3201 code for a protein of 1066 amino acids. The transcript is spliced from 12 exons. The record is from RefSeq and is a predicted model, not a curated record. NCBI's taxonomy places the organism in Eukaryota, Metazoa, Chordata, Actinopteri, Centrarchiformes, Centrarchidae.
AUGGCUCCCAAACAUGCGCCCCUCUCCAGCAGCGGCAGCAGUGGCCCCGGGGUUGGAGGGGUAAAUAAUAAAGGAGACCCCCGCUCUUCCUCUCCCACGGCAUGGAUCCUGGAUGCGGGGAUGGUGGCCGUCUGUUCGCCGAGGAACGGGAAGAGGACGCGGGCGCUGGAUGGGACGCUGGCCCGGUGGUUUGUGACCGUCGGCGCGGUGCUGAUGCUGAUGAUGCAGAGCUCCUUGGCCGCUGACGCUGAGGGAGGUCACUAUGAGUCAAUGAGACAGGCUGUCUUGCCUCCGGACCCCGCUUCACCCUCCAACCUUUCAGCCACCCCCGGGACUGGAGACAGAGCUGGGGCUAAGGACAAAGAUGCAAUGGAUGGCACUGACGCCGGUCCUGGAGCUGGAACCGGAGCUUUGCCUAAGGGUAAAGUGUUUGCUGAGGCCAGAACAGCGGUUUGGAUUGAAACAGAAGCAGGAGCACGUGCUCUGGCGGGUGGCAAAGUCUUUGCAGAGGCUGGGAUUAUGACGGGAACCGGCGCCUGGGCUGAAGUCGGUGCUGAAUGGAGGCCGGUGGAUGCGGAGGCGGGUGACCUGCCAAGCGUGCCCAGGGACCCUACUGCCUGGCUGGGGCAGCAGAGGCUGCAGACGCGUGGAGAGGGCCAAAGAGAGCAGACAGGCUUCUCAUCAGUCCCCACCAUGCUGGCAGAGAUGGCAGAGCUGCAGGCACCAGCAUUAGGAAAACCUUUAGGACUCCUGUCUAAAGCUGCUUGGACCAAAAUCUCCUCUUCAUCGUCAUCCAAGGCCUCCUCCUCCUCUACAACAAAAGCAUCCUCUUUGCCUUCCUCCUCCUCCUCCUCGUCUACAACAAAAGCAUCCUCUUUGCCUUCCUCCUCCUCUUCCUCGUCCUCCUCUCCAGCCAAUAACAGAGACAGUCAGACAGCAGGACCACACAAUGUCUCUCUGGUUGUUGUCAACAGCAACUCUUCCAACAGCAACAGCAGCUCCAGUUUGGAAGAGUCAGUGAGCAGCCUGCCAGCCUGGGAUCUCCCCACUGUCCCCGAGUCGCUACUGUCCACAGUGGGUGACCACGACGUCACACUUCCUGCCAACGUCACCAGCCCUUUCUCCACCCACCAAUGGAACACUACCGUACCUGUGCGCACCACAAACACCUCACGGCACGCAACCACAUCAACCACCACCAUAAACACAUCUCUAUCACCCACCACCACCACCUCGGCUUUACCGUUAUCCACCACGGCUAGAACACAAACACCACUGGGAUCCACUACGGUUUCUAACAGCACAAGCCAGGACACUGUGACCAAUGACAGCCUUCAGCUGACGACAGUAACGACGAUGACGCCCUCAACGACCACUCUUACUGUGACCUCUGUUGAUAUGAUGACACAGACGGUGACCACUGGGAGAGCUGUAACAGUACCACGCAAUACCACUACUGCAACAACCACUCAGCCAAUCACAAGCCUCAAAAUGACAACAGCGGCUACAACUCAGCCUUCAACCAGCACUACAACCACACCUGCCACUACUACCACCACUACUACAGGCCCCCCAACCACCACCACUACUCCUCCAACCACUACUACACCUGCAACUACUACUACUGCCACCACCACUACUACUACCACUACAACCACAACAACAAAGGUACCUGCUACCACUGUGUUCAUCCCGGUCCAAACCACACCGCCUCCCACCACGACCACAGAGCCUCCGUCCAGUACCAGUGCAGAGGAAAGUCCUCUACCAUGCAAUGUGACCGAGAAGAACUGGGUCAGAACAGUUCUGUCCAUUGAGCUGCGUAGGAACCGCCUGGACCUGAUCCUGAAACAGAACCUCUCUAAAGGACUGAGCCACGCCCUGCAGAGAGCCCUGAACGACUCCACAGCCUAUGCACAGGUGGAACGUGAUGACUGCAGCCCCCACAAUGUGACGUUGGGUUACUACGUGACCAGCGGCAAAACUGUCUACAUUUCCUCCUUGGUGGUUGAGUCACUGAAUGUUUAUGGUUUUGACAAGCUGCUGUCGGACAUCAGGCAGCACACCCCAUUGGUUAAGGCAGUUCUGGUUCCCGUGGAAACCUGGUUGCCUGCUCCAAGCAUUCAUCUGCAGCUGAGAACAGUGUUGAGGUUUGUUGGCCCAACAGACAACAUCUACUCGUGCAGUUUUGUCCAGAUGUUGGAGCAGAGGCUGGAGAACGCCUUCGAUGAGGCUCAGGACAAAGUGCUGGAGACCUACAACAGGCUCACUGUGGAGAUCCAGAGUGUGUCCCAGGAGCCGGGCUCUCCGUCAGUCUCCCUGGUGUACGUGGUGAAGAACCAGGAUGCGAUCCUUAACGGGACGAUCUCCAGCGGCCUCCUCAACCAGCUGACCGCUGAGCUUGUGGGAUACUUUCUGUUCUACCCACCCCUGGUCAUCGCUCAGCCCCUUGAAUACCAUAAUCUCAACACGUCGAUGGCAACCAAGAACUAUUGGGUGAUAACAGUGAUCCAGGAUGUGGACAGCUCUUCCCUGGAGGCCAACUACCAGAGCUUCGCCAGCCUGAUGGAGCAGCGGCUGGCUGAGCUGUUCCUGGUGGCCGGCAGGCAGGGCUCUCGGGCAGCACGAUCUCGGCGGGCCACCACAGUGGGGGGUUAUACUGUACAGAUGGUGAGCAUGCGUCGACUGCCCGGUCCCAAGAACCCUGCAGAGAUGACAUACUACGUCCAGCUGAACGGAUCCCCUGUCACUGGAGCCAGCGCUGCCAAGACCCUCAGCAGUCUGGACUCCCAGACCAUGGCUCUGACACUGGGAUACUUUGUACAAGUGCAGGCUGAACCUGUGGUAAAGACGCCGCCCAGCAACCUGUGGAUCAUGGCCGUUCUGACACCACUCUUCCUGUUGAUGGUGGUGAUCGGCAUGGUGGCCUUCAUUCUGUGUAAGAGGAACAGGGUCAUCUUCAAAACUGGUGCCUUCAGGACCUUCAAAUCCCGCUCCAAGGUUCACUCACCCUUCGUCCUCUGUUCUGUCGGCUGGGAUCAUCCUCCGGUCCUCUUCCUCCACGGCGCCCUCCCGGCUCCCCCCGCUCCUCGCCUCACCGCCUGCGCCUCGCCUGCUCCUCGGUCCUCCGUGUCCACGUCACCCGGCGUCCACCUCUCCACCAUCUCCUCUUCCCUAGCCCCCUCUGUAAACCCUCAAUAA